UGCAGCAGAGAUACUUCCAGAGCUUGUCCUAAAUCUAAUCCCUCUCUAGAACUACAUUUGCUGUUAGAUAUGGCGAUUCCAGUCAUCGACUUCUCAAAGCUGGAUGGCAAGGAAAGGGCACAAACUAUGGCCGAGAUUGCCAAUGGAUGCCAAGAGUGGGGAUUCUUUCAGCUGGUGAACCAUGGGAUUCCAGUGGAGCUUCUCGAACGGGUUAAGAAGGUGAGCUCUGAAUGCUACAAGCUGAGAGAAGAAGGUUUCAAGAAAUCCAGCCCUGUCCAACUGUUAAACAAAUUGGAGGACCAAAAAGUUGAGGAGGAUGCUAUUAAGCGGUUGGAUGAUGUGGAUUGGGAGGAUGUGUUUUUUCUCCAGGAUGAUAAUGAGUGGCCAUCCAACCCCCCUGAGUUCAAGGAAACCAUGAAGGAUUACAGGAGAGAACUCAAAAAACUAGCUGAAAAGGUUAUGGAAGUAAUGGAUGAGAACUUGGGCUUGGGGAAGGGCUACAUAAAGAAUGUGUUCUCCAGCAAUGGCAAGCAUGAGCCCUUCUUUGGGACCAAGGUGAGCCACUACCCACCAUGCCCACGCUUGGACCUUGUGAAUGGCCUCCGUGCUCACACCGAUGCCGGUGGUGUCAUCCUCCUCUUCCAAGACGAUCAAGUUGGCGGCCUCCAGAUCCUUAAGGAUGGCCAGUGGAUUGACGUUCAGCCUAUGGCCAAUGCCAUUGUGAUCAACACUGGAGAUCAGAUCGAGGUGCUCAGCAAUGGCCGAUACAAGAGCGUGUGGCACCGCGUGCUUGCCACCAGCAAUGGUAACCGCCGCUCCAUUGCCUCCUUCUAUAAUCCUUCCUUCAAGGCCACCAUAGCUCCAGCAGCCACCAAAGAGGGGGUCCAUGCUUUGUAUCCGAAGUUUGCUUUUGGGGACUACAUGGAUGUGUAUGUCAAGCAGAAGUUCCUUCCCAAGGAGCCAAGGUUUGAAGCGGUGGCAGCAAUGUGAAGGAAGAGAUGAAGACAGAAGUGAAUAUGAGUGUGUCCUCCUAGCUUUUCUGAAUCUCAGAUAGGAAAUAGUCAUAUAUAUGAGUAGUUUGUUCAACAUAUGUAAGUGUGAUAUUUGAGUCCGGUGUAGUUUGGGUGUGUGUUGUUUGCUAGAGACGCUUGUCUGUAGCUGGGCAAUGGCAUCCAUAGUAUAAGGAGUGUGCUGUUGAGUUGUGCUGGCUUUGUCUGUUGAGAAAAAAACUGAACGUGUGGUGUUGAGUGAGUCCCUAAUUCUGUUGUCUACUAGAAUAUAUUUUUCGUCUUUGAUUGUUCUUCUCUUAAUAUGGAUGGUUAAAUUUGGAAUA
Molecule: messenger RNA, 1333 nt
Organism: Elaeis guineensis (African oil palm)
Lineage: Eukaryota; Viridiplantae; Streptophyta; Magnoliopsida; Arecales; Arecaceae
Source: RefSeq, a predicted model, not a curated record